UCCAGCCCUGCCUCAACAUAGGAAGUUAAGCACGCACACUAACUUUAUCAGACCUGUUAAUAAGAGGCAAUGAGCGAAAUAAAACCAAAAGAAGCGCCUGCAGCUGACAAAAAGGAAGCUACAACAGAGGAAAAGGACUGGGCAGCUGCUAAAGCGCACUUUGAAAACCUAAAAUCAACGAAACCGAGACCUCCCAAGCCAAAAUAUGCAGUUACUAUCGCAGUUUCUUCCCGGUCCUUGUUUGAUAUGGUGGCGGAAAGGAAGAUAUUUGAGGAAGAAGCACUGGAGAAGUAUGUUCAACAUCAGCAGGAGCACGAGAAUGAGCCGCUGAAACCAGGACCUGCUUUUCCUUUCGUUAAAGCACUGAUUACUGUAAAUGAACGGCUGAGGAAUCUCUAUCCAGACAGUGAAGAACUGUUUGACAUUGUUCUCAUGACCAAUAAUCAUGCCCAAGUUGGGGUGCGACUCAUGAACAGCAUUAAUCACUAUGAUCUGACAAUAGAGCGAUUUUGCAUGACUGGAGGUCAGAGCCCAAUUGAAUACCUCAAGGCCUACAUGACUAACCUGUAUCUCUCCAAAGACUCCAAGAAAGUCCAGGAGGCCAUUGAGGAGGGUAUAGCAGCAGCCAUCAUGUUUAAGCCUGAUGUGGAGACCCAGCUGUCUGACACUCAGCUGCGUGUGGCCUUCGACGGGGACGCUGUGCUCUUUUCUGAUGAGUCUGAGAUCAUAGUGAAACAGCAUGGCCUGGACACAUUCUUUGAGCAUGAAAAACAGUAUGAGAACAAACCACUCGCACAGGGUCCUCUUAAGUGCUUUCUGGAGGCUCUUGGGAAGCUCCAGAAGAAAUUCUAUGCCAAAAAUGAGCGACUGAACUGCCCUAUCCGCACCUUCUUGGUGACGGCCAGAAGCGCGGCCAGCUCUGGGGCUCGUGUGCUUAAGACACUCAGAAGCUGGGGCCUGGAGAUUGAUGAGGCUUUGUUCCUUGCCGGGGCCCCUAAAGGGCCCCUGCUGCUGAAGAUUCGCCCACACAUAUUCUUUGAUGACCAGAUGUUCCACAUUGAGGGGGCCAAGGAGAUGGGCACUAUUGCAGCCCAUGUACCAUAUGGGAUAGGACAGAAAUAUAACAAAGGGAAGCUGACUGAACCAGAAAAACAGCAGAAAUAAGAGAUAUUGAUGAUGUUACAGGUCAGCCAUUAAGGGAGUUCAGUAUAUAGCUUACAUUGUUUAGAUGAAGAUAUCGUUCCCUUACUUGCAAUGCUUUACGAUGGAAACACGUCAUAGGAACUGCUGUGUAGAAGUGUUUUCUGAACAUAUGUAUUUUUUUCUCACACAAAAAAUUUGCUAAUUAAAUAGUUUUAUUAGCAAUAAUGCUGGAAAAUUAUUUUAAGUUUAUUGGACAUAUCAAAGGCUUACUGUUUGAUGUUUUGUUACUUUUUUAACUUUUAUAAUUUAUACA
Messenger RNA from Sinocyclocheilus grahami, 1456 nucleotides. Its product is annotated as cytosolic 5'-nucleotidase 1A-like. The transcript is spliced from 6 exons. Bases 70 to 1164 code for a protein of 364 amino acids. Gene Ontology annotation, molecular function: magnesium ion binding; nucleotide binding; 5'-nucleotidase activity. Lineage: Eukaryota; Metazoa; Chordata; Actinopteri; Cypriniformes; Cyprinidae. Gene Ontology annotation, cellular component: cytoplasm; cytosol. Gene Ontology annotation, biological process: nucleotide metabolic process; adenosine metabolic process. The record is from RefSeq and is a predicted model, not a curated record.